Messenger RNA from Paramecium pentaurelia, 889 nucleotides. NCBI's taxonomy places the organism in Eukaryota, Ciliophora, Oligohymenophorea, Peniculida, Parameciidae. The record is from the annotation of a GenBank genome assembly.
AUGUCUAUUGAAUACGUGCUUUUAGUUAAACAAUAAUAAGUUUGCCUAUUUAAGAUUCCACCAGUCAGCAGUAGCAAGGGUUAUUAUUUAGAUGACUGGAAAGAGAUGUUUUGGGAAGGUAAAAUAAAGCUUAUAAUUAACAGGGGGAAUCAAAUUAACAGAAAAAGGUGGGUAGUUGACUUUAUAUUUUAUUGACAAAAAUACUUCAGCUGUACAGACCUUUGUAAAUUUUCCAGAUAAUCCUUACUAAGCUAUUGAAAAAACAGUGGAUAGUUAAAGGUAAAUGAAUAAAAAUAUAUUUUUAGAGGAUAUGCAAUUAGAUUAGUAACACCAACAGGAGGUCAUCAAUGGGUUGGUUGUGUAUUUAGAGAUAGAAAUGAUGCCUUUGAUUUCAAUGAGAAGAUAUUAAAAUUCAUUUCAGAUAGAGAAAUGGAAAGAAAUCCAGAGAAAUUUAAAAAUGAAUUUCAACCUUAAUAAGAUUUUAGUUUAAAGUAAGGAUAGAAAAUAUAGAUAUCAUUGGGAGAUGGAAAUCAAUAAAUGAAAUAAAAUUAGUAGAAAGGAUCAACUAAUUUAUCUGAAUUUAAAUUUGCACCUCCACCUGAUGCAAGUGAUUUUGGUUAAUUUUCAUAACCAGCUCAAUAAUCUUAAGCAUAAUCAAUAUAGAAUAGUUGGGGUAAUUUUGAUUUUAACUCUUGGAAUCAACCAAGUGUACCAUAAUAGAAUGCAUUUUAAUAGACCCCUCAACAAUAAUAAUUUGGAUUUGGAUAACAGUCAUAAUCAUAGCCUUAAUAAUAAUUUAACUUUUAAGCAUAGGUGUUUACUAACUAAUCAUAACCAUAAUAAUAAAAUUAAGCCAAAACAAAGGAAUUGAAUUUAUUAGAUUUAUGAA